UCAUAUAACAUACAAAAAACAUAUCUCAAUUUUGCGAUUACAAUACUUCUUCGCCAGUUUGCCAUAGAAAGUAAAAGCAUGUUUUGAUGUUGGUGAAGUAUUUUGGAUACUGUAGUGUUGAAACUAACAUGAUUAACGUAUUCUACCAAAAGAUACCCAAUUACCCAUAAUGUGGCACCUCUAACCUCUUAUGCUUGCAGCUGUGUAUACGUGUCGACCACCUUUCUCGAAAACUCUGAGAAUACAAAAUCUUAGGAAUAACUACAAGGCAGGUUCAAAAUGGCACUUUUCAUGCAUAUAGCAUAUAAGAUCUAGCAGCAAGGUUUAGAUUUAUUGUAAUUAGAUUUAGGAUUUAACUAAAUAAUUUGUUUUUCGCGAACUGCUGCAAUGCCAGUAGUUAUUGUUGUUGUAAAUUAUGACUUCUAAAGGACAAUUGUCACAAAUGAAUUGUUUUUUGCUUCUAUUGAAAAAUUGUAUUUAGUUGUUUAAAUUUGAUAGGACUGACCAGGAAAAAAGGCAGAUAUGUAUUUCUAGGACUAUCAAACUCUGGCAAAGCCACCUUAAUCCACGAACUAUUACAACAAGAAGAGAUAGACUGCAUCCCAUAUUCUCCUAACGUAGCUCCUCAAUCUGAUGAACCAAAUGCAUCUGAGGAGCUUUCAAUUGGCAGCAUGCGAUUUACUACUUUUGACCUCGGAGGUCACUCACAAGCUAGGAGAGUGUGGAAGGACUACUUCCCAGCAGUAGAUGCAAUUGUGUUUCUCAUAGACGCCAAUGACAGAUCGAGAUUUGCAGAAAGUAAACAGGAGUUGGACUCUUUGCUGACGGACGAGACUUUAUCCAACUGUCCAGUACUUAUUCUAGGCAACAAGAUAGAUCUGCCAGGCGCAGCUUCAGAGGAUGAGUUGAGGAAUUAUUAUGCUCUCUAUGGGCAAACGACUGGCAAGGGUAAAGUUCCAAGGUCCGACUUGCCUGGCCGUCCGUUAGAACUGUUCAUGUGUUCCAUCUUGAAGAGACAAGGAUAUGGUGAAGGCUUCCGUUGGUUGGCACAAUACAUUGACUGAAGACCGUUUCAGUUUUAUAUAAAAAAAAUUGAUUUGUGUGCAGGACUGUUAUUAAAUCUUUUACGGUUGAAUCUAUCUCGCCAGAUGUAAUGACCAAUGUGUUAUUUUGAAGCCUACUGUCGAAAAAAUGGUGUAAUGUUAGGUGGUGUAAAUUUUUAACUUAUUGUAUUAAGUUAUUAUGAUUUCUAUUGUACUGUUCCAACAUUUUAAUAUAUUGAAGUGUUUUCUCGUGAAAUUAUAUACUUUUUGCUACAGCUCAUCAGAGUGUUGUAGGUUUUUCGAACAAUCGAGCUAUAAUUCGAAAUUUAGUAUGACAGUAGAUGUGAUAUCACAAUAAUCGUCACAACUUAUUGUAUUUGAAGGUACCUAAGAAAUUUUUUGUAUCUAGCUUCUUUUCAAAUUAAAUCCAUUAAAUAAAUAUUUGUAAAAAAA
Acanthoscelides obtectus is the source of this 1496-nucleotide messenger RNA. NCBI's taxonomy places the organism in Eukaryota, Metazoa, Arthropoda, Insecta, Coleoptera, Chrysomelidae. The record is from the annotation of a GenBank genome assembly.